AAAAAAUGCACUACUGUCUGCUGAGCGCUUUUCUGAUCCUGCAUCUGGUCACGGUCGCGCUCAGCCUGUCUACCUGCAGCACACUCGAUAUGGACCAGUUUAUGCGCAAGAGGAUCGAGGCGAUCCGCGGGCAGAUCCUGAGCAAGCUGAAGCUCACCAGCCCUCCUGAAGACUACCCUGAGCCCGAGGAGGUCCCCCCGGAGGUGAUUUCCAUCUACAACAGCACUAGGGACUUGCUCCAGGAGAAAGCGAGCCGAAGGGCGGCCGCCUGCGAGCGCGAGAGAAGCGACGAGGAGUACUACGCCAAGGAGGUUUACAAAAUAGACAUGCCGUCCUUCUUCCCCUCCGAAACUGUCUGCCCAGUUGUUACAACACCCUCUGGCUCAGUGGGCAGCUUGUGCGCCAGACAGUCCCAGGUGCUCUGUGGGUACCUUGAUGCCAUCCCGCCCACUUUCUACAGACCCUACUUCAGAAUUGUCCGGUUUGAUGUGUCAACCUUGGAGAAGAAUGCUUCCAAUUUGGUGAAAGCAGAGUUCAGAGUCUUUCGUUUGCAGAACCCCAAAGCCAGAGUGCCUGAACAACGGAUUGAACUCUAUCAGAUCCUCAAAUCCAAAGAUUUAACAUCUCCAACCCAGCGCUACAUUGACAGCAAAGUCGUGAAAACAAGAGCAGAAGGCGAAUGGCUGUCCUUCGAUGUGACUGAUGCAGUUCAUGAGUGGCUUCACCAUAAAGAUAGGAACCUGGGAUUUAAAAUAAGUUUACAUUGUCCCUGCUGUACCUUUGUACCAUCCAACAAUUACAUCAUACCAAAUAAAAGUGAAGAGCUAGAAGCAAGAUUUGCAGGUAUUGAUGGCACCUCCACAUAUACCAGUGGUGAUCAGAAAACUAUAAAGUCCACUAGGAAAAAAAACAGUGGGAAGACCCCACAUCUCCUGCUAAUGUUAUUGCCCUCCUACAGACUUGAGUCACAACAGUCCAACCGGCGGAAGAAGCGUGCUUUGGAUGCGGCCUAUUGUUUUAGAAAUGUGCAGGAUAAUUGCUGCCUACGUCCACUUUACAUUGAUUUCAAGAGGGAUCUUGGGUGGAAAUGGAUACAUGAACCUAAAGGGUACAAUGCCAACUUCUGUGCUGGAGCGUGCCCAUAUUUAUGGAGUUCAGAUACUCAGCACAGCAGGGUUCUCAGUUUAUAUAACACCAUAAAUCCAGAAGCAUCUGCUUCUCCUUGCUGUGUGUCCCAAGAUUUGGAACCGCUAACCAUUCUCUACUACAUCGGCAAGACACCCAAGAUCGAACAGCUUUCCAAUAUGAUUGUAAAGUCUUGCAAAUGCAGCUAAACUUCUUGGAAAAAUGACAAGGCAGAAAUCAUGAUAACAACAGCAACGACCAUGAUGAUGCUUGUAACAAGAAAACAUAGAGAGCCUUGUUUCAUCAGUGUUAACAGAUUUUGAAAAAGCGGUACUAGUUCAAAUACUUUGGAAGUUUGCGUUCUGUUUGUUAAAACUGGCAUCUGAAAUGAAAAAAGUGAAAGGCCUUAUUCUACAUUUCACCUACUUUGUAAGUGAGAGAGAAGAAGCAAAAUCUUCUUUUUUUUUUUUAAGAAAAAAAUAAACACUGGAAGAAUUUGUUAGUGUUAAUUAUGUGAAAGAAAAAAAAAACCAAAAAACAGGAAAAUCCCAUUAAGUGGAGUUGCUGUACGUACCGUUCCUAUCCCACGCCUCACUUGAUUUUUCUGUAUUGCUAUGCAAUAGGCACCCCUCCCGUUCUUACUCUUAGAGUUAACAGUGAGUUAUUUAUUGUGUGUUACUAUAUAAUGAACGUUUCAUUGCCCUUGGAAAAUAAAACAGGUGUAUAAAGUGGAGACCAAAUGCUUUGCCAGAAACUCAUGGAUGGCUUAAAGAACUUGAAUUCAAACGAGCCAGAAAAAAAUAAGAGGUCAUAUUAACGGGAUGAAAACCCAAGUGAGUUAUUACAUGACCAAGCGAGUCUGCAUUAAGAUAAAGACCCUGAGAACACAUGCCGUGUACCAACUGCCAAAGGAAGCUUCGUGUAAGGUUCAAACACUAAAAAUCCUGUUAAUAAGAACAGAAUGAGUCUGUAAGAUUUUUUUUUUUAAUUUUCCUUUUAAUUGUAAAUGGUUCUUUGUCAGUUUGGCAUACCAGUGAAAUGUUGAAAUGUUUUGACAUGUACUGAUCAAACUUAGGACCUUCGAGUAUUGCUGUAUAGCUAUGCUACAGUUUUUAUUUUUUCUUUGUUUUGGUAUAUGUAACCAGUCCUGUAUUAUUAAAAUAGAUGGGCAUAGAAGCCAGCAUAAUUGAAAACACAUCUGCGGAUCUCGUUUGCAAACUAUUAAAUCAAAACAUUAACUACUUUACGUGUAAUGUGUAAAUUCUUACCAUAUUUUUUAUAUUCUGUAAUAAUGUCAACUAUGAUUUAGAUUGGACUUAAUUUGGGCUCUUUUUAAUGAUCAUUCACAAUUGUAUGUUUCCUUUAGCCGGCCAGUACUUUUGAGUAAAACCCCUAGAUUUUGACUUGCACUAUAAAUACAUUUUUAAAAUAGUAUUUGCUCUACUUGUGCUUUGUGUAUUGUUCAUUUUUAUGACAUAAGCUACCUGGAUCUACUUGUCCUUUUUUUUUCUUUUAUGAAAAGAAUAGAUUUGAGUUCAAGUGGUCUUCCUUCAUCUUCUAAGCAUAAUUCAUAACCAAGUCAGUUAGGAAGCUUCUACUUUAGGAAAAUGGGGAUAUAGUGAACACAUAGAUAAGUGAGGGAAAUGUUUUAGUUUUAAUGAGGGUUUAAAGAUCUGAACUCAGAAUCUUGGACUGAGUUAAGAAAGGGUUCUCUAAUUUGACUUAAUUAGUGUUUUCACAGAAUUUUAUUAUUACUUUAAAGAGGGCAAUUCGAAGAGAACUUCUUUUCCUUUAAAGUGAGAUUUUUAGUGUUAACGGGAAAUUGAAAAAAAUAGACAUUUUAUUUGGUUUUUCAAAAGAGGGAAGAGUCCAGGUCAGCAUUAGUCAUUUCAUUCAUUUCACUGAAGUUAAGACUUUUAUAGAUGUUCUUUGAAGGUUAGAAAGGCACAAGCCAGUGCCUCCCCUGAUCAAAACAUUCUUUCCUUCCUCUGAAUAAGAGUCACCUAGAGCUGAGGCUAACACUUACUUUGCUUUAAUAACUGAGUUGCAUCAUUGCAGAGGAGGUACCUCGUGUUAGGUUUGUAGGAUAUAUUUGUCACUUAUUCAGGUUUAAGAUAAAAAUGUACAGGUAAAACAAUGGAAUACUUUCAGUUUCACCUAAAGGGCAGCAGAGUGAGGCAUGAAUCCAAAGAGAAGUUGAUUGGUAUGGUGUGCUUCUUUUUUGGAAUUUCUCACCAUGAAUUCAAAUGAAGAAUUGGAUUUUGCAAGUUUGAAAACUGGAAAAGCAAGAGAUGGGAUGCCGCAAAUAGUGAACAAUCCUUGUAUUGGGUGGAACCCAAUCCCAGAUUUGACUGUGUGUAAUUUUUUUUCCUCUUCCACUUUUCUAUUAAUUCUGUGUAAAUCACUUUUAUUUCUGCAGGUAUCUUCCUCUCAGAUAAAACAACAUUUUGUUUUGUAUUAUUUUGUCUUUCCUUAUGAAUGCACUGAUAAUAUUUUAAAUGCUCUAUUUUAAGAUCUCUUGAAUCUUUUUUUUUUUAAUUUGGGGGUUCUAUAAGGUCUUGAUUUCCCAUAAGUAAAUAUUGCCGUGGGAGGGGAGGGUGGUGGGAGGGAGUCGUCGGGGAAGUGUUAGUACGUGGGUGGGGACAGCAGUUUGUAUGUGUUAAGCAGCAGUACAAUUUUAUGGUUGGCAUGGUUAAAAAGAUGGAAUAUAAGAAUAGCUGUUUUGUAUUUUGAUGACCAAUUAUGCUGUAUUUUAACACAAUGUAUGUCUGUUCUUUUGUGGUGCUCUAGUGGUAAAUAAAUUAUUUCAAUUAUAUGUUGCUGUGUUUUUCUAUUCUUAGUAACAUCCUUGAGACCAGCAAACACCCGUGAUGCAUGAUGCACUGAGAAUAUUCUCAAGCUGGAAAAGUCAGGUCACUCCUAAAGUUGUCCUUUGUACUUUUUUCUUCUUCUUCUUAAGAAUAUUUGCUUCAGAAAUGUCAUGCUACAGCUCAAGAGCCAGGACAUAUCUAUCAAGGACUGAAGAAAGCCCUGUGCAGUCUUUUUAUUCUCUUAUUUAUUGCUAUUUGGUAAUUGUUUGAGAUUUAGUUUCCAUCCAGCUUGACCGUCUACCAGAAAAAAUGCAGAGAGAUAUUUCCACCAUGAUUUGGCUUUCUGGUUCUAUGUUCUGCCAACCCCAGGGCCAAAAGAACUGGUCUAGACAGUAUCCCCCGUAGCCCCAUAACUUGGAUAGUUGCUGAGCCAGCCAGAUGUAACAAGAGCCACGUGCUCUUUAGAGUUGGUUGUUGGGAGCAGCUUACUCCUCUCUCAGUUUCAUCCGUACCACUGUGCACUCACGUGCGUGUGUUGCAACACACACACACAAAAA
This is a messenger RNA of Ictidomys tridecemlineatus (thirteen-lined ground squirrel), 4492 nucleotides long. It is a transcript of the gene Tgfb2, whose product is annotated as transforming growth factor beta 2. Lineage: Eukaryota; Metazoa; Chordata; Mammalia; Rodentia; Sciuridae. Gene Ontology annotation, molecular function: transforming growth factor beta receptor binding; growth factor activity; cytokine activity. Gene Ontology annotation, cellular component: extracellular region. Gene Ontology annotation, biological process: transforming growth factor beta receptor signaling pathway; regulation of cell population proliferation. The record is from RefSeq and is a predicted model, not a curated record.